CCAAACACUGGACGGAUUGGCUCCAUCCCAAAAAACUAAGUUGAAUCCAACCCAAUACACCCAACACCCAACCAAACACAGCCUAGAAAGUCCGAUUUUGAGUGCCUAGUCGGAUGAAAUCACCUCAUUCGCGGAGUGGCGAAACACGCUUGGUACCUUCCACUGCUCCACUCCACUCCACAAGCUCAUAUCCUCGUCCUCCUCUGCUGUUUUCGCGUCCACGGGCAACCCAGCUCAGGCAAGGGCAGAUCAUCUGCGUAUAGCGCUCGCCAUCUCCUGAUUUUCCCAUUGAUCCCCUGAAAUCGCUGACCGACAGUCCUGUCCGCCAUGGACGCCGAGAGAAGCUCUGCGCGCAGCACCAAGCCUCUUGCUGUGCCGCCCGCUCGCCACUGCUAGACGCGACGACGUCUGCGUUUGCCUUCCCGGUUCAACUGCCGGUUCCCUUGACGGCCUAGUGCUUGCGAUCCAGCGGGGCGAGACGGCGAGACGCCGGCGAGGUAGCCACUGUCAAUUUGACGACACGUGGAUUGAGAGGGAGAAGACAAUGCCAAACCAAAAUUGAGAGUUGUAUCGCCAUCGCCAUGUCAAGCGACCUCUCCGCACGCUCGUCGGCGCUUUCCUCCUCCACCGCGUCGCCUUCCGACGACUCGCGGCGGAAGGAGCAAGGACGGCAUGCGACGACCAACGGCAGCGGCAGCGGUAGCAGCAGCGGGCGCCGGGGGAGCCACUGGCGGAGCCAGCGCGUGCAGUGGCUCGGCGGCGCCGGCGCGGCGUGGGCGGUGGACCCGCGCGCGAGGUGGGUCCGGGACUGGAACCGCGCCUACCUCCUGGCGUGCGCGGCGGGGCUGAUGGUGGACCCGCUCUUCCUGUACGCCGUGUCUCUGAGCGGCCCGCUCAUGUGCCUCUUCGUCGACGGCUGGCUCGCCGCCGCCGUCACCGCGCUGCGCUGCGCCGUGGACGCCAUGCACGUGUGGAACGUCGCCACGCAGCUCCGCCUCCGCGUCGCGCGCGCCGGCGCCGGCGCCGGCGCGACGCCGGGUAGUAAGCGCGUGGCCAGCGGCGCGGGCGACGAGGAGCAGCAGCAGCAGCAGGGCGCCGAGGACGACGACGAGGAGGCCGCCGCCGAGGCCGCGCGCAAGCUCCCCGAAGAGUCCAGGAAAGGGAUGCUGCUUGACUUCUUCGUCAUCCUUCCCGUGAUGCAGGUGGUGGUGUGGGUAGCGGCGCCGGCGAUGAUCCGCGCGGGGUUGACGACGCCGGUGAUGACGGUGAUGCUGGUGGCGUUCCUGCUCGAGUACCUGCCCAAGAUCUACCACGCGGCGCGCCUGCUCCGGCGGACGCAGCGCCAGUCCGGCUACAUCUUCGGCACCAUCUGGUGGGGCAUCGCGCUCAACCUCAUGGCCUACUUCGUCGCCGCCCAUGCUGUGGGGGCGUGCUGGUACCUGCUCGGCGUGCAGCGGGCCAGCAAGUGUCUGAAAGAGCAGUGCCUCCAGGCGGCGGCGGCCGGCGGGUGCGCGCGCAGCAGCGCGGUGGCCUGCGCGGCGCCGCUGUACUACGGCGGCUCCCCUUCCACCUCCGGUGUCAUCGGCAGCGGCGACAGGCUCGCCUGGUCCCGGAACGCGCAGGCCCGGGGCACGUGCCUGUCCAGCGGCGGCGGCGGCGGCGACAACUACCAGUACGGCGCGUACUCGUGGACGGUGAUGCUGGUGGCGAACCCGAGCCGCGUGGAGCGGAUGCUGCUCCCGAUCUUCUGGGGCCUCAUGACGCUCAGCACGUUCGGCAACCUGGAGAGCACGACGGAGUGGGUGGAGAUCGUGUUCAACAUCGUCACCAUCACGGGCGGGCUCGUCCUCGUCACCAUGCUCAUCGGCAACAUCAAGGUGUUCCUGAACGCGACCACGUCCAAGAAGCAGGCCAUGCACACGCGGCUCCGCAGCGUGGAGUGGUGGAUGAAGCGCAAGAACCUGCCCCGGAGCUUCCGCGCCCGUGUGCGCCAGUUCGAGCGCCAGCGGUGGGCCGCCACCCGCGGCGUCGACGAGUGCCAGAUCGUGCGCGACCUCCCCGAGGGACUCCGCCGGGACAUCAAGUACCACCUCUGCCUCGACCUCGUCCGCCAGGUCCCCUUCUUCCAGCACAUGGACGACCUCGUCCUCGAGAACAUCUGCGACAGGGUCAAAUCCCUCAUCUUCCCCAAGGGAGAAACCAUCGUGAGGGAGGGAGACGUGGUGCAGCGGAUGCUGUUCAUCGUGAGGGGCCACCUGCAGUGCAGCCAGGUGCUGCGGAACGGGGCGACGAGCAGCUGCACGCUGGGGCCAGGCAACUUCAGCGGCGACGAGCUGCUGUCGUGGUGCCUGCGGCGGCCGUUCCUGGAGCGGCUCCCGACGUCGUCGGCAACGCUGGUGACGCUGGAGAGCACGGAGGUGUUCGGACUGGACGCCGCCGACGUCAAGUACGUGACGCAGCACUUCCGCUACACCUUCACCAACGACAAGGUGCGCCGCAGCGCGCGCUACUACUCGCCGGGGUGGCGCACCUGGGCGGCCGUCGCCGUGCAGCUGGCAUGGCGGAGGUACAAGCACCGCAAGACGCUCUCGUCGCUGUCCUUCAUCCGCCCGCGGCGACCGCUGUCCCGCUGCUCGUCGCUCGGGGAGGAGAAGCUCCGCCUCUACACCGCCAUCCUCACCUCGCCCAAGCCCAACCAGGACGACGACUUCUAGUUCUAGCUAGGCCGUUCCAGGCCGCCGGCUUCUUCGUGACAACGACGACGACGUGGAUGACCUGUUACUCGCACGGCACGAGACGCAGAGACAAUAUGCACGUAUCCAAUGCAAGUUCCGAUGGGGAAACCACGAAAUUUCAUUCCUCCACAGAAAUUCACUUGUAUGCAACGCCGCAAGGAGCGUGCGCAGCCACUUU
This is a messenger RNA of Sorghum bicolor (sorghum), 2913 nucleotides long. RefSeq names its product cyclic nucleotide-gated ion channel 4. Lineage: Eukaryota; Viridiplantae; Streptophyta; Magnoliopsida; Poales; Poaceae. Gene Ontology annotation, cellular component: membrane. Gene Ontology annotation, molecular function: monoatomic ion channel activity. The transcript has 5 exons. The record is from RefSeq and is a predicted model, not a curated record. Gene Ontology annotation, biological process: monoatomic ion transport; transmembrane transport. Bases 582 to 2714 code for a protein of 710 amino acids.